AAGCUGCAGCAAAGAAUUUAUCACGACUAAGACUGAUCCUUAUGUCUUCAGAGGCGGGGAAGAUUACCGGAAGCUAGGCAGCCAUACAUUUAACUGAGGCGGUGCAAUGAAGGAUGUAGUGACGAGGCAAAUCCAGCGCCUGCACUCCGAGUGGUCGGAAAUGGCGUCGCUCAGCAAGGAUAAAGCAACUGUUGCCAACAAGACUUUCCCUCAUUUUCUUUUCUUGCGGAGGGUUCCAAAUGGGAGGCCUUGGUGACUUUGCUGGGCGCUUUCAAGAAACCCAGCAGAAAUUCCCAGAUCCGGCAGUCCGCGGAACUCCUACCUUGACAAUUCUGAACCUGAGCCUCUAGGUACUGCUAAAAGCAGCGACCAGUUAAGGUCCCCUCAAAUUUCCUUUGAGUUGAGUUGCCUGCGCUACUAUGUCUGGUUUUGAGAUACUGGGUAUGGCCUGCGCAGUCAUGCAAGUCAUCAGCUUCGCCCAUGAAUUAUGCACUUUCUGUAAGGACAUUUACGAUGGCCGUCCUACCAUCGACACUCACCGCGAAGCGACCGCAGCGUCAAUGAAGUCAGCGUCUGAAGGCUUGAACAUCUACUUUCAAUCAUUUUCACCACGGGAUGACGAUCAGAAAGUACUAGUCGACAUCUCUGAGAAAUGUAUGGCAACAGCCAAGGAGCUGCACACGGAAGCCCUGAAGGCAACCGCAUAUCACAAGCCUGGUAGCAUAAAAAAAUCGUUUGGUGCAUUUUUCAAGUUCGGCCGACAUAAAAAGAAGAUUGCGGAAUUGGCCGACGCGUUGAGCGGCUAUAGGAUGACCAUGGAGACCCAUCUCCUGGCUCGUAUUUGCAAGCAGGGUGAUGCCAUACAGUUACAACAAAGCGAGAAUUUCAGAAAUCUUUCGGACAGCAUGAAAUAUUUUGUGUCUCAACUCGCUGAUGGGAAAACGAACAUGAAGAAUCUCAUCAAAUUCGAGGCCCGUCAGACAAGAGAUUUCAUAACAUCAAGCUUGACCAACCAUAUGCGAGAAGCCAUUUUUACGCUGCAGACAGAUAAUCAGCGCCGCAUCUUUCUGGAAAGCUUAAGCUUUUCUGGUAUGAAUGAGCGGCGAUGCGAUGUGAAACCGGUACAUGAAGCAACAUAUCGCCAACUUUUUGACACGGCCGAGGCCGUUGGAGACGAUUCGGGCAGAGAACUAGCUGCUUUUAGAGAGAAUUUCGUUGCAUGGCUUCGAAACGAGGGCGAUACUUUCUGGAUUCAGGGAAAGCCUGGCGCAGGCAAAAGUACAUUGGUCAAAUUCCUCGCUGAACACCACAACACAAUACUGGAACUAAACCGCUGGAGCCCAGAAAUUCUCAUCAUUUCGCAUUUCUUCUGGAAGAUAGGGUCCUUGCUUCAGAAUAAUGUCAAGGGUCUUUUAUGUUCCUUGAACCACCAACUACUCUCUAAAAGUUCCCUUCUCCUUGACGAGCUGCUGUCAGAGCUUCCCUUCAUUGCAGCGAAACAUUCCACCACAGACUGGGACGUCAGGGAACUGAAAGAUAUUUUAUCACGCACACUAACUCGUUAUCAAUCGUCUGUUUGCAUCUUUAUUGAUGGACUUGACGAAGUGGCGGGUAAGGAUGAGGUAGAGGAGCUUCUAUUGACAGUGGAGCUGUUGAGAAACCUUCCCAAUGUCAAGCUCUGUGUCUCAAGCCGUGGAGAACCUAUUUUCUGCCGUUAUUUCUCAAACGCGCCUAGUAUCAAGCUCCAUGAGCUGACGCACGGAAAGAUGCUUAAAUACGCAACAGACAUACUCGGCAAGUGCCCUACGACAAGGGCAUAUAGUCCUCUAUUCUUACGACAAAUCUCAUCAGUGGUAGUUAAAAAGGCUGAAGGAGUCUUUCUUUGGCUCCAUUUAGUGCUCCGAACCUUAAAAAUCGGCCUUCAGAACGGCGAUGAAGAAAGUGAACUCCUUGCUCGCCUCGAACAAAUGCCCUCCGAGCUUGAGAAGCUGUACGCUGAUAUGUGGGCAAGACUCAACGAAGACGAGGAGACGUAUCAAAGGUCCGCCGCAAAGUACUUCAAACUAGCUAUAGCCUCCCAAACUCUGCAGGAUGCAUAUUACGUGGAGCAUGAAGCUUGUACCCCCGGUCACGGUGGCGUUUGGCCCUGGAAAACGAGCAUUUUCCAAGUUAUGCUCAAUAAGGAAGCCCGAGUGCGUGAAGCAUUGCUGGAGAAGGAAAGUCAGCUGCCAGGACUGAAAUUUAUGGGAGAUUUCCCCCAUAGCUGCAAUGACAUAGUCAUCCGGAGUGCGGGUCUUCUUGAAGUUUAUUCUCAACAGACAUGCAGACCAGAAGAGCUGUAUAGCCCUGAUGACGGGCCAUGGAAAGCCAUGUGCAGCCAUGUUCGGUUUAUCCAUCGAACAGCCCUUGAUUUUCUACUCAACACGGCGGAAGGCAGCAAUAUUCUCGCUCAUGAACCAUCUAACGAGCACGACAUGGCACUGAAUUUUGCGAGCAGCAUAUUAUGCGAAAUGAGAUACAGAAAUCUCUCGGACUCGCAAGACUAUGAUCAGCGUCACUGUGUAUAUGGCAGUCGGAUGCAUCGUUGCCGCUGGUUACUGGGCCGCGUAUUAAGUCGAAGCAGUUGUGGACAGACACGAAAGCAGGCUGAAGAUCUCCUCGAGACUUUCGAAAGCCUCUUUGAGGCAAGACUUUUGCCUUGGGAUCAACGUCCAGCACGGUAUCCCCUGCCCUCUUUUGGCACCAUCUUCAUCCGUGAUCCUGCAUUCGAAUGGUUUAUUACCCGGCGGUGCGAAGACAAAGGCCCAUCAUAUGCAACCAGCAUUCUUCGAGACAUUUGGGAGAGGAUGGAGACUCACUACCAUGUACCGCAACCGCAUGAUCCGCACCACGUCGUCCAAUGGCUCGUGUCUCUUGGCGCGGAUUUGAAUUGUGCUCAUGUGUGUCUUUAUGAUAUAUCGCAAUUCACUGCCAGUUCUCCGUUUGUCGCUAUGGACACAGCGUUUAGCCGAUUCCUGAAGCAUGUCGUCAACAACAGCACGCGAAGUCAUGUGGAUGGAUUAAGGUUGACAUCGGGGACAUUGGCGGCUUUUUUGGGGGCUGCGCCUGACUUGAACUAUCGCACAUCUUUUGUGAUCGGCACCUCGACAUUAGAGAACAACCCACUUGCUUUUUUCAGCCUUCGAUCAUAUUUAAACGGGAGAACUAGCAGCCCUGUCUCCCCAAAUACGCCACUGCCGCCGAGCUUUGUUGACGAUGAUGAUUACUCAGUGGCUAUCUUCCUUGAGGUGAACCUCAAAUUCCUUGUUGACGAGUACAUUGGCUCGACGACUUCUCAGAGUGGAGCCUCAAGCCGCUAUUUAUCUACAGCAAAAGCACUUUCUGAGGCAGUAAAUGUUGAUUCGUAUGCCCAAGUUCGCUUCUUAAGCGCCUUUCGGGGUUCUUUUAUCCUCGAGAAUCAAUUGUAUCGCGUCAUCAAACCGGAUAUUUAUGAAAAUACUCUCAAGACUCUUAAAAUCACCCGCCCUGUUGAUUUUGAUGACCAGAAGGGUAUGACUGAUUCGCAUGAUUCGCAGCCAUGGGCGUGCAAAGUGGAUCUCAAGAGAGCAGUAUACAAGUAUGUUAUGGACUCAGAGGCGUGUGAAAGAGUUGCCCCAUCCAUUCUGUUGACUACUCUUGCAGAUGAGAAAUUGGGGGUUUGUCGGGUAUAAUGAUGAUAUACUUUAGACUUGGUGGAUGAUAUUCAUGUAGACUGC
This is a messenger RNA of Trichoderma harzianum CBS 226.95, 3755 nucleotides long. RefSeq lists its product as hypothetical. The coding region runs from base 420 to 3710 and encodes 1096 amino acids. The record is from RefSeq and is a predicted model, not a curated record. NCBI's taxonomy places the organism in Eukaryota, Fungi, Ascomycota, Sordariomycetes, Hypocreales, Hypocreaceae. The transcript has 2 exons.